AUGAAGAUACUAACACGGCAAUAUCAUACAAUACGACCAAACUAUCGAAAGCUACAACAUAUUCAUUUCCCAGGGAUUUCCUCGUUUCAACAUGGCUUGAAUAUCCAGCAAUCAUUAGUCGAUGCCAAUCUUAAUUAUAAAUCAUUAGAAUUCAAAUAUCGUCGAAUUCAACGACAACAACAACAACAACUACAACAACAGCCUCAAUCUCAACCUCAACAACCCUUCACCAAUAGUAAAGAUACAUCCCUUUUGGACUUGAAAAAUAAGAUUGAAAAAUUACAACCAUUACCAACAAUUCUUACAUUUGAAUUUGAUAAUGUUUAUGCUGGAGGAUUACGACUGAAAUCCGAAGUGUCAACAGAUGAUCUUGAAGGGUUCAAACGUAUAGGAGGACAAUAUUACCAAUUAGAAAGAGGAGGACAAGUUACAUGGCAUGGGAAAGGACAAUUAGUUGCAUAUUUAAUUUUGGAUUUAAAGAAUUUUGUCCAAUUAACAACCAAAUGUUACAUCAAUAAUGUUUUGUUGAAAAGUAUCCAGAAUGUUUUGAAAAAGUCGUAUAAUCUUGAUAGUGUUAUUGGUGUGGAAAACCCUGGAAUUUGGAUUGAAGAUAAUAAAUCGAUACUGCUGUUAUCAGAAUCAUUAAAGAUUAGUAGUGUUGGAGUUAGAAUUCGUCAUGGAAUCACUGAAUAUGGAAUCGCUUUAAAUAUAAAUCCUGACUUGAAAUAUUUGAAUACUUUUGAAAUGUGUGGAUUGAAAAACAAACGGGCAACUUCAAUUCAUGAACAACUUGAUCAUAAUCAUCUUGAGAUCCCGUCAGUUGAACAUGUGGGAAAACUGUUUGUUGAUGAAGUGGCAUUAGCUUUAGAAAUGGAUUCAGUGGAAUAUAUCAAUGCUGAUUCCUUGUAA
Molecule: messenger RNA, 909 nt
Organism: Candida dubliniensis CD36
Lineage: Eukaryota; Fungi; Ascomycota; Pichiomycetes; Serinales; Debaryomycetaceae
Product: lipoyl(octanoyl) transferase
Exons: 1
Coding region: 1-909 (302 amino acids)
Biological process (GO): protein lipoylation
Cellular component (GO): mitochondrion
Molecular function (GO): lipoyl(octanoyl) transferase activity
Source: RefSeq, a predicted model, not a curated record